Cladocopium goreaui is the source of this 438-nucleotide messenger RNA. NCBI's taxonomy places the organism in Eukaryota, Dinophyceae, Suessiales, Symbiodiniaceae. The record is from the annotation of a GenBank genome assembly.
AUGGGCUCAACUCGAUUGGCCAAGGUGACGGAACUCCUCUUGGGAGAUAUCCAACAGCUGGUCCAGGAACUGGCCGGAAGUCCAGUGGGACCUCAGAUCAUGCUCUACUAUGGUCCCGACCUUUUAAGGCCUGGUGGGAUGGGCUUGGGCGAAGACUUGUCCGAUCUCUCUGGGCAGAACAUGAUGCACGCUCUCGAGGCCUUGGCGCAUUUGUAUCGAAAAGCCAGGAAGACCCUGGCGUUGGCCCGUAGCACCUCGGGUGAGAUCAUUGGUUGGGUCCGGGAGGGUGGAGACUAUCAAUACCAGUUGAAUGUGGCACCAUUGGUGACGAUCAUCAAGAAGGCUGGCAGCGACUGGAAAGGUGGUCGGCAGCUACGAGAGCGCCUUGAAAAAAUGGGUCGGAAGGCUACGGCCAGGGGUGGAGGCCAGGGGUUAUGA